Molecule: messenger RNA, 321 nt
Organism: Purpureocillium takamizusanense
Lineage: Eukaryota; Fungi; Ascomycota; Sordariomycetes; Hypocreales; Ophiocordycipitaceae
Exons: 2
Coding region: 1-321 (106 amino acids)
Source: RefSeq, a predicted model, not a curated record
AUGGCUGGCCAGAUUCACCGUGUCACUCUAUUCAAGAUACCCAAUCGAGAAGAUCAAGAGCGUCUUCUGGAAUUCUACAAGCACAUGCAAAACAAGGCAGUCAAGGACGGCAAGCCGUACAUCGUUUCCGUAACUGCGGGGGAGGCAAAGCCUGAUCAGCGCGCGCAAGGCUUCACUUUCGCGGCGAUUUCCGUGUUCAGCUCUGUCGAUGACAUGAUCUACUAUGACAACGAGUGCACUGCGCAUGCGGAGCUCAAGGCCUUUGCGAAGACGGUACACAAAGGAGCCAUGAUGGUGUAUUUCGAGAACGGGGCAAGAUAG